This is a messenger RNA of Danaus plexippus (monarch butterfly), 1406 nucleotides long. RefSeq lists its product as uncharacterized. The record is from RefSeq and is a predicted model, not a curated record. The transcript has 5 exons. The coding region runs from base 59 to 1009 and encodes 316 amino acids. NCBI's taxonomy places the organism in Eukaryota, Metazoa, Arthropoda, Insecta, Lepidoptera, Nymphalidae.
GCCUGUGACCUACAAAUGGAUUGGUGAAGAGUGCAGUGCUGGUGAAAAGACAGUGAAAAUGACUCCUUUAAUUUACUUUGUCACUUUAGCGUUGCUAGGGCAGGCUAGGUCAGAUGUAGUAGAAUUGAAUUGUAGUGAUAAUGCUACAUGUAUAGAUCAUAUGGCCAAAGAAUUAGUUAGGAGUUUGAGGCAACAGAAGUCUGUCAAGCUAUUCGAUCUUCUCACUGUAGAGCCUUUGAGCAACAGGCAAGCCAGGUCAAUCAAAGAUCCCUUAACAAAGCUGCUAACUACCCAUGGUAUCAGCUUCGACUGGAACGACUUCACCUUCAGAUUCUCCAAUCCCGAAGGCAAGAGUGACGCAUUGGAUUUAGAAGUAUUUGAAAGCAGAAGUGUCAAAGAUGAUUCUGAACCACUUCCGAAGAAAUCAACAGGCAAAGAUGAGGACGAAGAGAAACACAAAAGACUUCAGAUAAGACCUAUCAAGAAACGAAGACAGAAGCGAAAGGUAAUGCAGGCAGUCAUCCCUCUACUCUUCGGUAUGAAGUCCGCUGGGGUUGUGAUAUUUGGUCUCUUCAUGGUGUCAGUAAUUACCAUUAAGGCCUUCUUGGCCAGCAAGAUGGCUCUCAUGGUGACCGUGGGAAUGGCUAUGAAGAAAUUAUACGAAAGCUAUAGCACCGGCAUUGGUUUGCAGAAUCAUCCAUACCUUUACUCGCAAUAUCCGAUCGAUUUUCCAAGCGCAACUUCGCACACAUACUCAGUAGGCGGAAUCAGCCCACAAUUUGGAUCGCCAGAGUUGUACAGCCCCACAGCAUUGGGCUCACAUUCACAUGUACAGGAGUUGAUACAGCAAAACGACGCGAGUGCUCAGUCGUCACAACAGGCGCCUACCGUAGUUCUUAAUUCAACUCGGGCAGCGGAAAGGUGGGAUGGGUACCGGAGACGUCCAAUGUUUUAUGGAACCUCGCGCGCUACUUCAGAUUCCUAUUCGGCCUACCAGAGACGCCGCUGAGCGCUCCAUCAAUGCCCGCGCCUAUGUAUAGUUUGCCCGAAAUGCCGAAUAUGCAGGGUCAAAUUUUUAACCCUACAAUGCCUAUGCCAACGGCACAAUAACAAAAUUGGACAUUUGGAUUUAUAAUGGAUCAAGUGGCGUCAGUUAGUUCAGAAUGCUAAAUGUCAGAUUACCACUUAGCGUCAACUUGGUCCGAUUAGACAAAUGUGUCUUGGAACGUGGUGAUCUGACAUUUAGCGAAAAUCAGUCGCAGUGAUUUAAGUUUCCGGACUUAAAUGUAUCUUGUUCUUAACUUCUCUUGAUGUCUGAUAGUUUAAAGCACUGCGAUCUGAUGGUUUUAAGACUGAAGUUUAAACUCGCAAGUGUAUUAGUCUAAUUCUGAGGUAUAAUAAGCGCG